ACUGCUUCCAGUAUAAACAAAAUCAUACAGAGAUGUUCAAAAUGGGCAUGUCAUCGACUGGGGAGGAGGAGAUGUAGAAACAAUCAAACCAAUUGUAUCAUUAUCAAGUGAAUGUGACGGAUUGUUGUGAUUAUUAAUCAUCAACAUGGGGAACAAAGCCACGACAUUCACCGAGGAGCAGUUAGAAGCGUAUCAGGACUGCACAUUUUUUACGAGGAAAGAGAUUUUGAGGGUGUUCAAACGCUUCCAGUUGCUGGAUCCCGAUCAAAUUCCUUUUGACAUGACUGGUAGCGAAACGAGGACACUCAAGAUCCCAGUGGACACCAUAGAAAACAUGUCGGAGCUGAAGGAGAAUCCGUUCAAGCGCCGCAUCUGUGAGGUGUUCUCGGAGGACGGCAGCGGAAGCAUGUCAUUCGAUGACUUCCUGGACAUGUUCUCCAUCUUCAGCGAGGCGGCACCUCGAGACAUCAAGACGGUCUACGCGUUCCGGAUCUAUGAUUUUGAUGGCGACAACUAUUUGAACCGAGAGGAUCUGGAGAAGACAUUGUUUUGUCUGUCGGGAAAGGAGCUUUCCACAGAGGAGGUCACGUUCGUUGUGGACAAGGUGCUGGAGGAAACUGAUUUAGAUGACGACGGAUCAUUGUCAUACAUUGAGUUUGAGCAUGUCAUCUCUCGGGCUCCAGACUUCCUCAAUACGUUUCACAUCAGGCUGUAGCUGGGGGGCUGAUGGCUUGUUUGCUGUCUUCUGCUGCUGAUGUAUCAGUUAGAAACAGUUUGGUUUUAAAGAUGUCAAAUCAAGUGUCACUGGUGAGAGUGACCACAUUUUCCUGUAUAUAUCAGCAGUAUAGCCUAUCAAUAUGAUUACAGAAAUUUGAAAUCAUAUCAUUCAUAGAAUCAUAACAUUGACGUUUAUUGUAGAUAAACCAUUUUCCAUUGACAGAGCAUAUGUCAUUGAACAUUGAAGGCAUGGCAGAGUGCUAUGUUGCCAUGGUUUCACAAACUACCUUUGUAGUAAAACAAGUGCAUACUAGGUUUAUCUAACACCAGUUUAGACACCACAAAUUUUGACAUUAUUUUUAUUUAAAUAUUUAUUUAGCAUAAUUCAUUGGUUAAACAAAAUGCAAGAGACUUGCCGGGGUAAAUUGGCUCCUUGUUGUUAUGUCUUCUUUCAAGGCUCAAGAAAUGUUCUGCCUGCUACUCAAGUGCCAGAAACAUCUUGCAGGAUUCUUAAUACUCAUGAAACCUUUCUUGUUUUCUUCUGUCCUACUGAUAUUAAGUGAUAUCUGCUGCAUUAAUGAACAUUGGUUACGGAGUACUUUCCCUUGUAUGGAUGCCAAGAUUGCAACCACUCAGAACUGGGCCUGGGGCCUGUUUUACAAAGGGAUCGUAGCGCAACGACUGUUGUAAGUCUAUGUUACAGUAUGGGAGUUACGAUUGUCUUUGUGCUACGAUUGCUUUGUGAAACGGGGCCCUGGACUAGACAGGGAGACUCUUAGACAUAAUUUCUACUUUGUUCUACAUUGGAAUUUUUUGUUGAUGUUUACCCACAAUCAGAAAUGUAUUUCUGUGGGAUGUCAGUGUAAGGUGUGAGUACAGUGCAAGAAGUCUAGGUGGCUACAAGUAUACACCGUGUGAUGUAGGAAUGUCGAACCCCGUCAUACAUCAACAAAUAUGUUCCUCAUCCUCGGACUAUGGACUGGCUACUCUAAGCAUUUUUCAUUGUUCUUACAUGAUUUUAUUGGUUGUUUUUAACAUGUUUGAUUCUGUGCAAUAUUGUCUCACUCUGGAGAUGUUGUUUUGUUUUAUUUAUUUUCUGUUUGAUGAGCGUUUCCACAUUGUAGUGUUUAUUAUACUAUUCUAGUCACUCAUAAGUGGAAACAGAGAAUCAAGAUGAACAUCUGUAGAUGGAUUUUUAAUUUUCAGGGAUUAUAUACUGUUGAUUAUUAUGUUAUUAAUUGUUAUGUUAUUAAUUGUAAUAGGGUAUGGAUACACCUCCAGUUAGGUGCAUACCACUUUUAUAGAGGCAAUCCCCUUUUGUGCCUGUUUCUUGUCAUAUGCAAUCAUUAAGUGGCUUUGUUUUACAUGAACAAUUUUACAAUCCUGAUCAGGCAACAUUUUAUAUAUUUUUUGAAGUUUUCGAGUAAAAAGCAACCAUCUGACAAUAAAAUAAAAUAGUUGAAUAUAUUUAUUUUCUUUCUGACCACAUAAAAAUAUCCACAACAUAUUCAUCAUGAUCAUUACUAGAUUACAUGAUUAACAUUUUGUUAAGUAUAUUAAGUUUGAAAAUAAUUAUUGAUCAGAUCAGGGGUUUAUUGCGGAUUCCAAACUAAGUGCCCUUGGCCAGCAGAGGGGGACAAAAUCGUGAUACUUUUCAAAACUGGAUUAUUUUAAUGUUCUUAUUUUCGUAAUUUAUGAGGAAUUGGGAAAUCUUUAAUUCAAAUUGAAAAUUUGUUCUAUCAUUUGCUGCAGACUUGAUUCUGAAUAUAAGCCUCUUAGUAGGUCUAGAAAAAUCCUUGCAAAUGCAUUGUAUGUGGACUCUGGUCAUUGCCAUCUGCAAUUUCCUUAAGAACAACGCCUGCUCAAAAUCUGAUAUGACAUGGUACAAAUACUAAACAUUCUGCAUUUUAUGCUGUAUUAGCAAAUUUUUUUUUUAACUGCUCCAAAUGACCCAAACAAUGUCUCAAUAAAUGGGAUUGAGGGGUCAGGUACGCUGACUUGGUUGAUGCAUGUCAUUCUAUCCCAAUUGCGUGGAUUGAUGCUCAUGAGGAAUCAAACCCACCUAGGUUUCUGGCGUGUCUAAGAUGUGUAAUAUCAUUUUUCUAUAUUUCACCCGACUUCCAUAUGCAUCAAACAUGUUAUACAGUGACACAUACAGUAUAUUAGGCAAAGCUUUUUUGAUUUUACAGUUCACUGAUUUUUGUUAACCAAUCAGCUUGGCUUUGUUCAGUGAGAAUAGAAUUUUGUGUAGCUCAGUAUUUCUUUUGUUUUUAUUUGAAAGACGUUGUUUGUUAACGCCACACUGGGCGAUAUUUCAGCUAUAUGACUGUGGUCUGUAAGUGAUCAAACCUGGACCACACAAUCCAGUGAUUGACAUCAUGA
Messenger RNA from Haliotis rufescens (red abalone), 3099 nucleotides. Its product is annotated as calcium and integrin-binding family member 3-like. The coding region runs from base 146 to 715 and encodes 189 amino acids. Gene Ontology annotation, molecular function: calcium ion binding. NCBI's taxonomy places the organism in Eukaryota, Metazoa, Mollusca, Gastropoda, Lepetellida, Haliotidae. The transcript is spliced from 7 exons. The record is from RefSeq and is a predicted model, not a curated record.